Messenger RNA from Phoenix dactylifera (date palm), 1127 nucleotides. RefSeq names its product chaperone protein dnaJ 20, chloroplastic-like. The record is from RefSeq and is a predicted model, not a curated record. Lineage: Eukaryota; Viridiplantae; Streptophyta; Magnoliopsida; Arecales; Arecaceae. Gene Ontology annotation, cellular component: chloroplast.
ACUCCCACCACACCCACCACAAUAGCCUGGAUAAAGAGAUCAAAAGAGAGAACAGGGAAAUAGAAAGAUAGCCAGAGAAAGAGAUGAGCUUUGGAGUAGUUCCCGGGAGCAGUAAUCAAGCCCUCCAUGUAUGGCCGAACCACGUUCCCGCCACCAGAAUUGGCGGCGGCUAUCGGUGGCGAGUGGCCCCGAGGAGGAGGGAGGGGAGUUGGUCGGCGGGGCUCUCCUCCUCCUCCUUUAGGACCCGAGCGGCCGUGGAUGAGCGCGGAUUCGUGACGGCGAAGGGGAGCUUCUACGAGCUGCUUGGGAUCUCGGAGGGCGGGAGCUACGACGAGAUCAAGAAGGCGUACAAGCAGCUCGCAAGGAAGUACCACCCCGACGUCUCGCCGCCCGACCGGACGGAGGAGUACACCCGCCGCUUCAUCGAAGUCCAGGAGGCCUACGAGACUCUCUCCGAUCCCGGCCGAAGGGCGCUCUACGACCGCGAUUUAACUCGGGGGCUGCACCUCGCCUUCUCCACCAGGAAGCGAUUUGAUGAGGAAUUGGAGGAUAGGUCUGGUUGGAGGGACUGUUGGCAAGAUCAGAUUUCUGAGUUAAAGAGGAGGAGCAUGAACAAGGAUGUCGGGGAGAACCUAUCUUGGGGAGCCCAAAUGCGCAGGCAAAGAGCUGAAUCAUCAAUUGAAUAGGGUCAUUAUCAUAAUAUGCAUAUACCUACGCUGUCUAUUUUCCUUUUAAAGCUUGACUUUGGUGGUUAUUCACUAUGCCAAACAAGAUGUCUGCAUCCUUAUCAAUGGGGAGUUGUCAGCCUACACGCUCCUACUACUUGACAAGCUACUGGAGUCAUGCCCCAUUUCUUUUGUGGAUUCAGAAGGGAAAAGGAGAAAAAUAAAGCUUUUCAUUUUUAUCAACCCAUGCCGCCUUGAGUUAUAAACAUUCUCAAAGUUUUACUGUACAGAAAGAAUGAGUAAUGCUAUCAGCAUGAACCUGUUAAUUUUAAUUUCACCCUCCAGUGUAAAUGCUUUUCUCCUUUUAAAUAUGUAUAUAAGGGAGCUCUAUGUGCUGUUAUAACUGUGUUCUUUUAUUUAACAUUAUACUCUUAUGCAUGGGAAGCACUAUGCAGGAAUUAA